AUGCCGAGUAAUCUCAUACCCAACACCAAAGGGUACGAUGAGGCCCGCGCGAACGACCCGCGAUCAGAAGAAAGUAAAAAGAAGGACCUCAUCUCCCGGGGCGACUACACACCAACCCCCGUUGGGAAGCUCGUGUUUGUGCUUGCGCGGGCGAUCGACCCAUUCAUACAAUACUCCAUAUUGCAGGGUGCAGGAACAGGACUUCUGCACCAGAUCGGAUUGCGCACGCUGCCACCCGGCAUUCCUUCGAGCACCGGCAUAAGCGCCCUCGAUGGACUUGGCCUAUCCCCAUAUCGGCUUGUACUGCUGGGUAUGGCUGUUGGAAGCGCUGUGAAGCAGGGCAUAUGGGCAGUUGCUGUGUCAGGAGAACCCAUGAACGUCAGCAACGCCAUCGCGAUCUCCGUUUUCAACACCGUAUUUAACAGCAUCAACUCAUACGCCUUCAUCAUCCGUGCGACUUCUGCAUCGCUCGAAUCCGAUUUCCCCCAGCCAGCACUCCUGGUGGGUGGCGCGCUAUACGUGACAGGUCUUCUCACAGAGUUCAUCUCUGAAGUACAGAGGAAGCGAUUCAAGAUGGAUACCAAGAACAAGGGCAAGCCAUAUACCGGGGGCUUGUGGAGCUUUGCAAGGCACAUCAACUACGGAGGCUACACCAUCUGGAGAGGCGCGUACGCUCUGACUGGAGGAGGCUGGAUUAUGGGCGCUAUUGUUGGGACGUUUUUCUUCGUCGACUUCGCCAGGCGCGGUGUGCCCGUCCUCAACGAAUAUUGUGAGAAGAGAUACGGGGAGGACUGGGACAAGUUCAAGAAGCAGACUAAGUAUCGUCUAAUUCCUGGUAUCUACUAG
This is a messenger RNA of Paraphaeosphaeria sporulosa, 846 nucleotides long. RefSeq lists its product as uncharacterized. The transcript has 2 exons. Bases 1 to 846 code for a protein of 281 amino acids. Gene Ontology annotation, cellular component: endoplasmic reticulum membrane. The record is from RefSeq and is a predicted model, not a curated record. Lineage: Eukaryota; Fungi; Ascomycota; Dothideomycetes; Pleosporales; Didymosphaeriaceae. Gene Ontology annotation, molecular function: Delta14-sterol reductase activity. Gene Ontology annotation, biological process: ergosterol biosynthetic process.